AUGACUGCUCCUUUUCCUGAUUUCGCAAAUGAAGUUCGUUAUGAUGAGCAGUAUUUAAAGAACUUCAUGGACAAUGGUUUUGAUAACAUGUUCAAAGAAGUGUACGAAUUCAUCAGCCAAUAUCAAAAACCAACAAAGAAAGGCAUCUUUUCAAAAACUCCACUUAAGCGUGUUCUCACUUUGUUGGAGAGUGUUGAGUUCGUCCUAGAAAGAUCAAAAGCCCAGCAUUACCAUAAAGAAAUGAUUCCGGACAUAACUAACACUUUUAUUGCAAUCCUUCACCCACUCACACCACCAGAAAUCAGAACUAUAGCCGUACGUCUUUAUGUUAUGAUUAGAAAUAUUCUAGAAGAUGAAGCAGAGCAAUAUGUUGAAAAAUUCGAAAAUUUAGUUUUUGAUUUUACACUUCUUCCAGAAGAAACCGUCAACAAAUCAAAAUUAACAAUCAAUAUCGACCCUGAACUUCGAAUUCAAAAUACAGAUCCGAUUAUUCGACCAAAUAAUUCACUUUUAGAGCAUGUAGAGUACGUCUUAUCACAAGUUUUAUUACUCAAAGACAGGACAAGUGCAUUCAACUGCUGGUGGAACAUAAUUCAAAAGAGAUUAAUCAGUGUUGCUUAUAGAUCAGUCACUGAGCAGAUUAAUCCUCAGAAUGCAUCAUACGGAAUUAACGGACUUGUUCCAUGGGUUCUUCAGAAACUAAUUUUAAGUUUUAUCACUAAAGUUUUUCAAAAUCCAGAAUAUCUCACUUGUAUCCUCGGAACAGCCAAUACACCAGCAUAUUUAUACGCUAUACUUAACCAAUGUGCUACAGAUGAUAUCAAUCACACAGAAGCUUUCAAUUUUAUCAUUAAUUUUAUCAAAUUAGUUUGUGACAACAUAACAGUCUUAGAUUCUCUCAAGAAAGCACAUCCCAUUAUAUUCCCACACAUUAUUUUCUGUUUACAGAAGCUUUUCGAACAAACAUUUAUUAUGAACGAUACAAAAGCAGACCAGCGCCUUAACAUAUGCGUAGAUACUCUCAAAAGAACAAUUGUAGUGUUUUACAACGCAUUUGAUGCAGAAGCUCAGUACAAAUUGUGUUCACAGUUGGCAAGUUGGCCGGAGAUCAAAAAUAUCAACUGCUGCCUUCAUGUCUUAUCAAUACUACUCUCCUCGAGUGUCAAUUUGAAGAUACAAGACCCGAAUUUCUGGAAUUGCAUCGUAAACGGCGGCGGAUGCCAAAGACACACGUAUUUAACUGCUGUUGCUGAUUUUGCCUCAUUCUACGCGUUCAACAUUGUCGACAAGCUCUUAAAGUUCCCAAUUCCGAGUAUUGCCGACGCAAUCGCUGGUAUUCAUCAAGAAAGCGACUGGACAGGUGAAAACGAGAUGUGGCUGGAGAAGUUGCUACCUCUUACAGUCAAUCCUAUCGAUAUUUUCUCGUUCUUCCUCUCUAAUAGAGACAAAUUGACAAUUUCUGAGAUCGCGAACGAUAACUCUAUUCAAAAAGUGAAAUUACAACCAUUGAAUAUUUCCGAAUGGACAUUAGAAGAGUGUCUUUCCAAUUCCAGAGCAUUUAUUUCCGCUUUUGACUGGACAAAAUUUUCGGACGAUAUCGACACUCAAUUUUCCGUAUAUUUGGUCGGAGCCUCUUUCAUACAUCCCUUACUGAAAAUGACACAAGUUUUUCCUCCGACACUUGAAUACGACAAAAACUUUUUGAUCAAGGAAUACAUGGCAUGGCUGGACAAGGCUGCUUCACCUAAAGUAACGAACAAAUUAAUCGUCGUCCAUGCACUCAAAAUUUUGGGAGAAAUUAUGUGCAGAAGUGAAGUGAACCAAAUUUUGAAUGAUUUUCAGUUGUCGAACUUCUAUCUGACACUCAAAUCACACAUAGCCGACGACAACAUGAAAGUUAAACAGACUGCAUUGGUCUACGCCUGCAGAUCUAUUUUGGUCGGUUUGAGACAUUCAAAUAUUUUGAUAACAACCGUUUGUAAUUCAAUACAGACAUUGUUGAUUCCUGUUGAAGGUGGCGUAGCAUUGAGUGGGUCUGAGAAGAGCCAGUUCUGUCUAGCUCUUUUCUCAACAAUCGAUAUUUCAAAUAAAAUCGAUUUUGAACCAAAAAGUGACAAAAAUAAGGUUAAUUGUAAACAAAAACUAUCAGAGUUUUGUUUCGGACUGAAUCCAAGACUCCGCAUUGCCACGUUGAUAGAAAUCAUCACUGAAGAGUGCAUAAACAAGAGAAGUGAUGUGACAGAAAAUUGUAUCACUUCACUUUUGAAAUCAUUCAAUCAGCGGACAUUAGAAGAUGUCUACGCCUUCUUUGGACUGUUGAAUUCCUUCCCAUAUCUCGAGAAGUCCUCUCCUGGUUCAAUUACUCGUGUUUUGCAGACUUUCUUGAAUGCAAUUGAGAUUUUUAAUGAAGGAGAUGAGUUUUUGUACUUUUUGACAGUUAUGUUGACAGUUGAAAGUCUCAUCGACUCUUCUUUCAUCAUAGACGUCUCCCAGCACUACAAACAUUUCGAAGUUAUCGCUGCUAAUUGGUCACUUCACAUGGAAAAUUGUAAAUUCACUUCACUUUGCCAACAAAGGUUAGAUUAUUCACUUCUUUAUUUGUCGUAUCAUUUCCAGAGGUACCACUUCCCAAUCGAGAAAGAUGUUGUUGGCGGAGAAAUGAAUGAUUCAACUGUUUUCAAGUCAAAUGAAAUUGACAACAUUCUCAGACUCAAAAAAGAGAAAAUUGUCACUGAUCUUCCUGUUGCAAGAAUGACUUGGAACUAUAAAUCAUUAAACCCACAAAUGGUGGAUAUUUCUGUCAAACCGAAAACCGUUUUAGAAAACGUGACAAUCCCAUCUGCCAGUGACAUUUCCGAGCAACAAAAAUACACGAAACAUUUCACAGAUUUCGUUGACGAUUUGUUUGACAACAAAUUACUAAAUUUGGGUCUCAAAACAAAAAUUUGUCAACCUUCUGAUUUUAUGUCACUUUUGGAUAAGUCACCUCACCUCACUUCCAAUACAUUACAACUUGUGAAAGCACAGAACAUUCCAACGAAUAGUUCUGGUCAUGAAAGUGCUUCUUUCAUGACAUCUCUUGGUUUCUUUGACAAAACGAAUGUUUUUCCGUCAAUUUCAGCUGAAUCUUCCCAGAAAAUGAAAGAAUUGGACAACAAAAAGUUCAUGCACACUAUUCCUGCGAGAUUUGCGAAAUUGGCACCUUCUUUGAAGUCAUCUGAGUUAUUUGAUGAUUUCAAAAACGGUUUGGGUGUCAAAACCGAAAAUGGAGACAUUGUUCAUUCAUCAUGGGCGCAUUCUAUUAUAUUUAACGAGGAGAGGUCCAUUGGAUCUGUUUUGAUUGUUUGGGGAGAAGAAAUGAAUCGAACAGAGAUUGUUCAAACGUUUUCUCUCGAAAAUCCUUUGAGAAUUGAAAUUUAUCCAACAAAAAGUGGUUUGUUUGAUGUGAGAACUUGUUCUAUCCACAAAAUUGCUGAGGAUGUUGUUCAGAUAAAGAGGGCUUUCGUAACUAAAAGAGCUCUUCCUCUCUUCGUUGUUUCGCAAAUUAAUUCUGCAGUUCACGCAAUAAAUAUCAAGGAUAAUAACAACCACGAAUCUUUCUUGUCGAAUGGAAACAUGAUAAGAGAGAUGAAGGAAAAGGAAUUCCAUUCUCACUACAUAAUGUUGUUGUGCGAAAAGAAGAUCCUUCAGGAAGUACAACAAUAA
This is a messenger RNA of Trichomonas vaginalis G3, 3705 nucleotides long. RefSeq names its product GTPase activator protein. The record is from RefSeq and is a predicted model, not a curated record. The coding region runs from base 1 to 3705 and encodes 1234 amino acids. NCBI's taxonomy places the organism in Eukaryota, Parabasalia, Trichomonadida, Trichomonadidae. The transcript has a single exon.